UUAAAGCGCAUUUGACUGCAAUCUAAACCAUGAGGGUGCUGUUCGGGUUAUCUUUCCUGGUUUUGAACUUUAUUCAUCGAACCGUGUUGGCUCAGGGCGCCGACGGCUUACCGAUAUCGAUACCCGACCUUACUGGUGGAAGUCGUUCCGUUGGGAUGCAGAGUCAAUCAGUUCGUGAGCCCGAUGUGCCUGCGGAUUUGGGACAACCGGGUAACGACGCAAUCAUCCAAACCAAUCAGGCACAGUUAUAUGGCAGUCGGCCAGAGAUCCUGACGUAUUCUGGCGCUUCUGGAAGAAGAGUUUGCUCACCUGGAAGAUGUUGGUUUGUUUGAUCUGUUUAAACAAGCUUUCGUUUGAUGUUUUUGCUUUUUAUCCGCGGGUUUUCCCCGUAGGGCAAUGUACCCCAUGGUUUCCCUGCUUUG
Paramacrobiotus metropolitanus is the source of this 422-nucleotide messenger RNA. RefSeq lists its product as uncharacterized. The transcript has 3 exons. Lineage: Eukaryota; Metazoa; Tardigrada; Eutardigrada; Parachela; Macrobiotidae. The record is from RefSeq and is a predicted model, not a curated record. The coding region runs from base 30 to 332 and encodes 100 amino acids.